AUGGCGACCAAGCCCGUGAAGUCCCUGGAGUCCGAGGAGCAGCGCCUCCAUCGGAUCAGGAUCACCCUGAGCAGCCGAGAUGUGCGAGCUCUUGAGAAGGUCUGCUGUGACCUGGUGACAGGAGCCAAGGCCAAGGACUUGAAGGUGGCUGGCCCCAUUCGUCUCCCAACGAAGAUCUUGCGUUUGAUGGUUCGGAAGUCGCCGUGCGGAGAAGGUACCAACACCUUCGACCGUUGGGAGAUGCGUAUCCACAAGAGGCUCAUCGACUUGCACUCUCCCUCCGAUGUGGUGAAGCAGAUUACCUCCAUCUCCAUCGAGCCUGGUGUCGAAGUGGAGGUGACCAUCGCGGACCUCUGA
Durusdinium trenchii is the source of this 357-nucleotide messenger RNA. NCBI's taxonomy places the organism in Eukaryota, Dinophyceae, Suessiales, Symbiodiniaceae. The record is from the annotation of a GenBank genome assembly.